GUGUACCUGAUCCAAGCGUUACUUCCACUCCCCUUUCUCGUCGCUUGCUUGUUUUCGAUAGUAACGUGAAACACGUCCGAUUGUUCCAUUCGCUAAAAUUUGCUGAAAAGUGAGACGAAAUGGCUCGUACGAAGCAGACCGCUCGUAAGUCCACGGGAGGAAAAGCCCCCAGGAAGCAGCUCGCCACCAAGGCGGCCAGGAAGUCCGCCCCCUCCACGGGCGGCGUGAAGAAGCCUCAUCGUUACCGUCCCGGAACAGUGGCACUCAGAGAAAUCCGCAGAUACCAGAAGUCCACCGAGUUGCUGAUCAGAAAACUGCCAUUCCAGAGAUUGGUCAGAGAAAUCGCACAGGAUUUCAAGACCGAUCUGCGUUUCCAGUCUGCUGCCAUCGGAGCCCUCCAGGAAGCCAGUGAGGCGUACCUCGUGGGUCUUUUUGAAGAUACCAAUUUAUGCGCCAUCCACGCCAAACGGGUGACCAUUAUGCCCAAAGACAUACAGUUGGCCCGUCGAAUCCGCGGAGAGCGUGCAUAAACAUCUUCGAAAUAUUUAUAUAUUCACUGUAGGUUACAUUGUUCGUUUUUCUUUUCUUUAGUUAUAUUUCGUUCUUCAUAUAGUUACUGUCUUCGUUUUUUCACUUUACAAAAUCGUUGGUGUUGUCGCAACGGAGUUUUGAAAUUUGAUGAAUCAGCGGUAACAUGUUUUUUUAAAAAUCAUACAGUAGAUAUAUUCUUAUAUUCACUUUUUAUCCAUCAACUACUGCCCCUCGAGAUUCAUGAGGAAUUACGUGACGGCUUUAUAUUCUGCCACUUUUUAAAUGUGUAGUUUAUCGUAAUUAAUAAAUUAAAGUGUUCAAAUAUGUGGUUCAGUUUUGUUUAUAAUUGCAGUACAUGGAUAAAUAAAUGUUCAAUAGGAGUUAAGGUAUGAUAAGGUUUGUCUUAAGUUUUUUUUUUAGAGUAAAUUGUAGGAAAAUACUUUAAUUUAAUAAAGGACUCUGUAUUCUAUCUA
This is a messenger RNA of Zophobas morio, 1004 nucleotides long. RefSeq names its product histone H3.3A. Lineage: Eukaryota; Metazoa; Arthropoda; Insecta; Coleoptera; Tenebrionidae. The coding region runs from base 120 to 530 and encodes 136 amino acids. The record is from RefSeq and is a predicted model, not a curated record. The transcript is spliced from 3 exons. Gene Ontology annotation, molecular function: structural constituent of chromatin; protein heterodimerization activity; DNA binding. Gene Ontology annotation, cellular component: nucleus; nucleosome.